AUGACUUCGACGCCAGCGGCCAACUCUGCAGACAUCUGCAGCUUCUUCUUUGAGCCCGUGGCCGAGCGCCCUCCUUUGCCAGAAGCUGCGACCCCCACAUCGACGCUGUCUUCGGGCGAAUCGCUCGUGCCACAAACGGACCGCAAGACAACGCGCGUGGUGCUCGGGGGCGCGAACCGCCACCGCUGCAAAGUGUGUCAAAACGUGUACACUCAGGCAGCCAGCACGGGGUACACGAACCUACUGACGCACUUGCGUCUGAAACAUCCGGAUUAUACCGCCAUGUUCGAAUCGCAGCGACUCGUGCCAGUGUCCGUCGCGCCAGGUCCGCCCCCUCGCAGUCGGCCGCAUUCGACCGACGUUCCGUCGUCGUCGGCCCCCUCAAGUGGCAACUUUGGUCCGAAAACCGCCGGCCGCAAACGUGGCCCCGUGUACGACCACUUUGUGGACGUCCCACCUCCAGUGGACUCGGCAGUCCCUACCCUCAAGGUGAAGAAGAUGCGCUGUUUGUAUUGCCGGUGCGACACGCCGCAAUUGAGUGGACGGCUGCGACUGCACUUGGCAGCGAAAUGUGUUCAUGUGCCACCGAAUGUCAAGGCGAUGUUUACAAAAACCGGUACCGACAUGUCCCUCGUGCCUAAUACCGUCGUCACGGCAGACCCGACGGCACCCACUUUGACGGGUACUUCGGUAUUGGACAAACCGAUGAUACCGGCGGCCGAGUCGGUAUCAAAUGCAGCCAUGUCACUACCCGAGAGGUUUGCACCGCCGUCGAGUGGCGAAACGUCAGUGAUCGACUCGACUGCCACGCGGACCAAACGUGAAGUGGGUACAGAUUGGCAGACCGUUGAAGAUCAGCUCACGACGGCUCUUGUGGCCACGCGGUGUCCGUGGACACUAUUGGAUAAUGCCGCGUUUCGCUCGGCCAUGGAACUCGUGCGCCGGUCAGACGUCGAUGCGUUUCCAUUGACUGCUGCCCGCGCACGAACGGACGUGUUGGACCGACUGGUAGUGCAAUACGAUCGCGACAGCUGCGACGCUUUGGCGAGUUCGAGUGCCAUUACAGUUGUGGCCAGUGACGCUACGGAAGAAGACGAAGAUGGGGACAGAAGUGGAGCAACGAGCACGUCGACGUACAUUGCAGUGGACGAGUGGCAACGGGCGUUCGUUCUAUCCGUUGGCCACGAAGCUGCAGCGGUGCCGGACGUGGCAGCGCUACUUUCCGUGCUGUCCAAAGUGCAGUCGGUCAGUCCCAGUGCGAAGCUCUUUUUGUGCACUUCAACGGCGGGCGCGUACGCCCACGCGCGGACCGAACUGCUCCGAGACGCCAGUGCAGCAGCCAAACCGGUGGUGCUGAUGGGCGCGUGUGUGAUCCAGCAGACGGCAUUGCUCGUUCGGGAGCUCGUGCUCGGCAGCGCAUCGCUGGAAGAGGCACUGGACAAUGCAGUUCUGCUUGCAGAUGCUCUGGACAGGAUACCGUCGCUACAUCAGCACGUCCUGCUGCGUGUGGUGUCGGACACGAGCAAUAUCGACGGCCACGUGAAUGCGUUCGCGCACGUAUCGCGCACGAGCUGGCGCUCGAUUGCCAUCGCCGUGAAGCAGGCCACUCGCCUGGAAGCAAUGCUGCGGCUGGCGAUUUCCGAAGAGAACGAUGCUUCAUCUCCGAUGCUGCAUCGGUUGAUUGACAUGGGUGGCAGUGACAGCGUCUGGACUAAUCUACGGCACACUGAUCAGCUGUUGGCACCGGCGCACUUUGUAUCGGUCUUGAGCGAGAUGCCAACUACGACGUCGGGGCAGAUGCUGGCGCUGUGGAUAUGGCUCUUUGGUGUGGCAAUGCACUCGCCGCUUUUUGACGACCAGUCUGACGUUCUACGUGCGAAGUUCGAGCGACGUUUGGCUUGCUACGCGGAAGAGCACUUCUUGGCUUGUCUUGUUCUCGACCCACGUGUGCAUGGCGUUGGCUUGAGCGUAUCAGGACUGCGUCGGUGCCGCGGUGUUGCUGUUUGUGUGGCUGGUACUCUCCUUUCCAGCUUCGACGAAAGUAACUUCAUUCGGUCGUACAAUGACUACAUGAAGCAGCAAGGAGACUUUGGGGAACCAGGUGUGUGGAACAGUGCCAACACAUCGAACCCGAUCGAGUUCUGGAACGAUUACGAAGGCGACGCGCUGCACGAUCAGCUCGCUGUCGUAGCUAAAACCGUGUGCUCGUUCGUGCCGCACACGUGCUCGCUUGCCGACUUGUGGACAGCUCACUCACGACCCAGCAGGAGAGCAAACGAUGGAUCAUCAGAGGAGCACGAGAAAUGCACAAAACUUCGAUACGGUGCCGCUCGCAGCGCUCGAGCUACUGUGAUGGACGUUGUGAAGAAUCACGAGAUGCUUCUGGAUGUCGAGAACGAGCUUUCAUGGGAAAAGGUGAUGCAGCCGGAUGUCGCUAUCAGGGAAAAAGACGAGCAGGAUAGCAGCCGAAACGGAUUGGUACGGAUAGUGCUGGAGCGCAUUCAAGAUGGCGUCGACAAGGAUACAGCAGGAUUCAGUACACUUCCAACCAGCGUAGACGCUUCCUGGUUCGAUGUCAGCUCGGCUGGACUCGACAAGAUCCGAAGCACGAUGGAGAAGUACUUGAGCGCUGCGACACAACCGUAG
Messenger RNA from Hyaloperonospora brassicae, 2646 nucleotides. The record is from the annotation of a GenBank genome assembly. NCBI's taxonomy places the organism in Eukaryota, Oomycota, Peronosporomycetes, Peronosporales, Peronosporaceae.